AUGGGAAUUAAAGGCCGACGAAAGAAACUAUUGCGUCAACAGGCGAAAAAUUCUGGAGAGAAUAUAAAAGUAGACGCCUCCGGCCAUUGUAUUAAUAUGGAUAGCUACUACAACAGCAGAGAUUUAGGUGAAGAGGAAAGAUUAAGCAUCAACUCGAACCAAAGUGGGGAUAAUUUUGUCAAUAAUCCUCCGUCUGGGUCGUUUAACUCUGAAGAGAAUGCUUACCCAUCAAUGCGAAUGAAAAAGAGCGAGUUAUUCCGAAUGCAGGACGAGGAUUACCUCGAUCGCAUCCGGGAAGAACACGAACAUCGCCGCACGAGCCACCUCAAGCCAUUAACCCGAAAGCGCCAGCGUAGCAGCUCGACAAUGAACGGCGAUUCAGGCGAUGACAGCGACGACGCGAGGGUGAUCGACAUCACGCGCCGCUACCUCGGCCACCGCUUUCACUCCGGCGCGCUUCUCCACCCAUCGACCCCUGUAGGACGAUGCCCCUCUCCACCCGAAGAACCUUUUCCAGCCGAGGGCGAAGAGUCGAUCCCCACGGCUCCCCCUUCCUCCUCGGAGGAGGGGUUCGCCCACCCUUUGAUAGGGCUCGACCCAGUCCUCGUCACCGCUCUCCACGCUGAGGGCUUUUACCGCAUGCGGCCGAUCCAGGCACGCGCGAUGCCGUACGUCCUCGAGGGCUACGAUCUUCUCGGGCAGGCCCGCACGGGCUCCGGCAAGACCCUCGCCUUUUGCGUCCCCCUUCUGCAGCUCACCACAUGGCGCCGGGCCCCCUCCCUCCCCUCCCCCUGCACGACUUCCGCACUGAUUCUCAGCCCCACCAAGGAGCUCUGUGUGCAGACACACGACGUCCUGCGACGAAUCGGCCAGCACCUCCCGGAAGGGAUCUUCUCCCUCCAGCUCAUCACCGGUGGGACGAAAAUCACGGAGGAGCGGAGGCGGCUUGUUAUGGGGGCCGGUAUUGUGAUCGGCACCCCUGGGCGUGUGCGGGAUCACGUCCGACAUUGCCCCGGGUGGGAUCUCUCUCGACUGCGGUUUCUGGUCUUGGAUGAGGCGGACCGCAUGCUCGCGGAUGGCUUCCGGCGCGACCUCGACGCCACGAUCGAGCGACUCCCGAAAAGUCGACAAACCCUGCUCUUCUCCGCGACCAACUCGAAGUCGGUGGAGGAUCUCGCACGACUUUCGCUUACUCGAACGCCGAUCUUCAUCGAUACGGCGGGGGAAGCGCCAAUUCCAAUUUCAGUGAUGGGCAAUGAUGGCGCCGAUCUCGGCCUCGGCGCCGUCGCGCUGCCGCCCUAUCGCCAUUUUGGCGAGGUGUGCACUACGGCCGCGGAGGAGGAAGAGGAAGAGGCUUGCGAAGACAGCAGCAAUCACAACUCUUCACCAGCGGCAGAGGAGGGGGAUGCCGCCGAUGCGAUUCCCUCCACUUUAUCUCAAUUCUGCCGCGUAGUGCAGCUGGAGGAUCGCCUGCGGAGCCUCUAUGUCUUCGUGAAACGGGUGGCGCGUUCGUCGAAGGCGAUGGUGUUUUGCUCUUCCGUCGCCAGUACCACGUUCCAUUUUCAGAUGAUGGGCUCCGUCGGUUUCCAUCACGAUGUGAUGAUGCUGCAUGGGCACAUGAAGCACCGGCAACGUCUCGCAGUUUUUCAGGCCUUUCGGAAUAGUGAGAAUGGCGUUUUGUUUUGCACGGACGUAGCGGCCCGUGGGUUGGACAUACCGAAGGUCGAGUGGAUUCUGCAGUACGAUCCUCCAUUGGACCCGACUGAGUACAUUCAUCGUAUCGGGCGUACGGCGCGUGCUGGAAAUAUCGGAAACUCCUUGCUUUUUCUGGCAUCCGAGGAAGUUAACUUCAUCCCAUACCUGAGUCGUUUUGGCAUAAAACUAGAGGAGUACCCUAUGCCCACAAAACUUCCCGAUAUUCAGGAAAAGCUUAACCAUGUGUUACAGCUGGAUGAAAUGGUGGCGAAGAGUGCUGUAAGCGCUUUCCGUGCUCACGUGGGCGCUUAUCAGAGUCAUAUCCUCAAGGACACCUUCAACGUGCACCAGCUUAACUUGGAUCGUCUCGCCAUCUCCUUUGCGCUUACCACUACACCACACAUCACCCUUCCCAAGAACGCAGUAGAUUUGAAGAAGCAGGAGUAUGUCAAGGGAAAGCUAAAGUCUUUGAACCGCCGGAAACUUAACGCACUGAAGUAUUACGAGGCACACAAGACAAAACCACAGUGGGAAAAUGGGGUGUUUAUAGGGAUCAAAAAAAUGGUGUAA
Molecule: messenger RNA, 2265 nt
Organism: Phytomonas sp. Hart1
Lineage: Eukaryota; Euglenozoa; Kinetoplastea; Trypanosomatida; Trypanosomatidae
Source: the annotation of a GenBank genome assembly